AUGCUUCAAAGGCUUAAACUGUCACCCAUUUGUCAGUUGUCAUUCACUACGGUCCAUUUUUAUUUUUUAAGCCAUGUCCAGUUAUGUCAGAAAUUCAGAAAUUUUUGUUUUUUCAGUAAUUGCAGUUUUCAGGUUUUAGAAGGCAGCGCAAAAAUGUCGGAUACUACCCAGAAAAAAAUUGAUGAGCUUCUGCACCGAAUACAGAGCACCCCGCCAAACCCGAGCGGAGGCCUGGCCCCAAGUCGUCCCAACUUAUCAUUGGGACUGAACAGUAAUAAUAGCAGAAGCCCUGUGCUGCCACGACCAAAGCAUUUGAAUUUCAUGACAAAACAAAAUGAUAACAUAGAAACUGAAAGAAAACUCAAAGAGAUCAUGAAAAUAAGUGGAGAUCUCACAAUAGAUGGAACCCUAUACAAGACAGAUAUUAAAGAUAUGGUUGAUCUUGAAGAAUUAGGAAAUGGUACAUGUGGACAUGUGGUGAAAAUGAAACAUAAACCUAGUGGAAAUAUUAUUGCUGUCAAGCAAAUGCGACGAUCAGGGAAUAGCGACGAAACGAAACGAAUUAUAAUGGAUAUAGAAGUAGUACUAAAAUCUCACGACUGUAAAUACAUAGUACAAUGCCUUGGAUGUUUUAUAACUGAAUCUGAGGUCUGGAUAUGUAUGGAACUAAUGGACACGUGUUUCGACAAAUUGUUGAAACGAUUCAAGCAACCUGUUCCUGAAGAAGUCUUGGGAAAAGUGACAGUGGCAACAGUAGAAGCACUAUCAUAUUUGAAAGACAAACACGGGGUGAUACACAGAGAUGUGAAGCCUUCAAAUAUUCUUCUGGAUAUGAAGGGCAAUGUUAAACUAUGUGACUUUGGUAUUAGUGGUAGACUGGUAGAUUCUAUGGCUAAGACUCGUAGUGCUGGGUGUGCAGCAUAUAUGGCUCCUGAAAGGAUAGAACCGGAUCCUGAAAAUCCAGACUAUGAUGUUAGGGCUGAUGUAUGGUCAUUAGGAAUAACACUCGUAGAGCUAGCAACAGGCGUAUUUCCAUACCAGGACUGUAAAACAGAUUUUGAAGUACUGACAAAAGUAAUCAGUCAGGAACCGCCACAAUUACCACACGAUAAGAACUUUAGUCAGGAUUUUAGGGAAUUUGUUUUAUGCUGUUUGAAAAAGGAUAAAAAACAAAGACCAAAGUAUAUAAAACUGAAAAACCACCCGUUCAUCCAGAAAUAUGAAAAGGAAAAUGUAAGCGUUGGCGAGUGGUAUGUAUCAAUGAUCAGAGGAGCCGAAGAGAAUACGAACAGGGCGGCGCCUAGGUACGUUGCAUGACGUAGUAGCUACGGCACCAACGGCGCAUCCACUCAUCACCACCCCCAUCAACCGCACUAUUACCACCUCAACGGGGUGUGCGGGCCGCCGGCACCGCCGCCAACCUUGUCCCCGCCCCUUUCCGCACAGGUCUGUCCGCUGACCAAUGGCAGCGGCGCGCCUGGUCCUCCUACCAGCAACGAGAGGCCGGGCUCUAGGCUCUCCGCCUUCCAAAUGCAGUUGCAGCAGCGGGCGGCGAGUGGUAGCGGUGGGGCGGGGCCGUAUUCGCCUUACUAUGCGUAUCAUAGCCACAAACAGCAGGCGCCUCCGCAACCAGCUGUGACGAGGCAAGAUGAGAACGUUGUGUGCCGCCCUCCUCCUGGUGCCUGCUUUUCCCCACCUCCAGUGAGAAGGACCGAAUACCCCGUUCUGCAGCACAGACGAGUUGCCAGCGAAACGAGAAUGCGACCCGAAGAGCUUUAUAACAACGCAAAUACUAGUCCAAUUAUAUUGCAACGAUAUUACCACCAGCAAAAGCAACAGGCCUUGGCCAGGGAGGCAGAAGAAUCUGGUAAAAAGCGAUUCGCUUCCUAUGUUAAGCUUCAGUUGAGUGGUGAUAGGAGUGGUCGAUCUUCGAGACACCAAAGUCCAGAGCCUCCUCCCCGGUUAAAUAGACAUGUAACGGGUGAACAGAGCCCUCUGGCGUUGAGGAGGACGUUCUUGGAAACGCACGCCGGUAACUCGCCGGGAUUGUCAAGAAGGUAUAUAUCUCCAACGCCGCCAGUGCCGCCACCCCGUCGGUUGUCCGACAGCAGUUCAGUGCCGGGGUCGCCGCAACACCUUAGAGCGCGUUUCCACUACACGCCUGAACCACAGCGGCGACUCUACCAGAACAAUGAUAUAUCAUAGCCAGAAGUCGCUGCUGCCACUGUCGUCGCAUAGGUAUAAUCGUGCCAUCUGCAGGAAAGUGGCACUUCCUUUGUCAAUUUUAGUUCUGUCACUGCCAUUGUAUUCUCAUCAAGACGAAGUGGUAGCACUGGUACUUUAUCAAUGUGUACUUCAUUACGAAGAUUUAGUCAUCUUACAAUUACUAGUCCUAUUAUCCGUCAGGAGUUUGGUUGCUUGUGUAUUAUUUUUCUUAUUUAGGUUUUUUAAUAGAUACAGUGCUCUACAAGUUUCAAUAUCAGGAUUCAUAUGACACAGAAAAUGGAGCACUAUCUUGCUUAUAGAUAGUGUAAACUUUGGACGCAUUGGUACAUGAACGUUGCAAGAGUGCAGCUGUUAUCAAGUGUCCAUGCAAUUCAAAUAGCCUAUGACAUAAAUACGAGCAUUAUCUUGUUGGAAAAAAUACCGGAGUACCACUUCAUAUAAGUUCGGGCAUUAAUGAAAAAUUGCAGAGUACUGUAUCAUAAUAUUAGUUAUUAUUUAUGAAUUUAUGAAUGUUAUUGGACUGAUAUUUAAAUUAAACUCAAGCGAUUUCUGUUCCUG
Molecule: messenger RNA, 2784 nt
Organism: Acanthoscelides obtectus
Lineage: Eukaryota; Metazoa; Arthropoda; Insecta; Coleoptera; Chrysomelidae
Source: the annotation of a GenBank genome assembly